Messenger RNA from Ramularia collo-cygni, 696 nucleotides. RefSeq lists its product as uncharacterized. The coding region runs from base 1 to 696 and encodes 231 amino acids. Gene Ontology annotation, molecular function: ubiquitin protein ligase activity; ubiquitin conjugating enzyme binding; zinc ion binding. The record is from RefSeq and is a predicted model, not a curated record. NCBI's taxonomy places the organism in Eukaryota, Fungi, Ascomycota, Dothideomycetes, Mycosphaerellales, Mycosphaerellaceae. The transcript has a single exon. Gene Ontology annotation, biological process: protein polyubiquitination; positive regulation of proteasomal ubiquitin-dependent protein catabolic process; ubiquitin-dependent protein catabolic process. Gene Ontology annotation, cellular component: cytoplasm; ubiquitin ligase complex.
AUGGAGGAUAAACGUGAGGAAGAUGAGGAUGACUGGGAAGAAACUGAUGGAGAAGACUCUGAAGAAGGAAAAGAAAAAGUGGACCUUAAGGACUCUGCUAAACACUCUGAGGAAGACUCUGAUGACGACUCUGAAGAAGACUCUGAUGACGACUCUGAUGACGACUCUGAAGAAGACUCUGAUGACGACUCUGAAGAAGACUCCGAAGAAGAAACGGAACGCUGCAUGGCCUGCCGCGAAAUCCACCCGUCGAGCGACCUCCUAUUUCUCGAAUGCCACUGCGCUUACUGCGAACCCUGCCUGGAGAUAAUGUUCCGCCUCGCCAUGACCGACGAGGAAUCCUUCCCUCCUCAGUGCUGCGACCCCAUCCCCUUCUCCCGCGCCAAACCCUACCUCUCACCCGCCCUCGCCCGCGACUACCAGCGCAAACUCCCCGAAAUGACCACCAAGAAUAAAAUCUACUGCCAUGAACCCACCUGCAGUACUUUCAUUCACCCACACAGUAUCCACAACCAUUUGGCGCAUUGCCAGAGUUGCAACAGGAAAACUUGUGUCAAGUGUAGAGAGCCGGAGCAUUUUGGUCCUUGUGCUGCAGAUAAACCGUUUGAGGAAUUGGCYAAGRGGGAGAAGUGGAUGCGAUGUCCGGAGUGCAAGCGGUUUGUGGAGAGGGAGGAUGGGUGUAGGCAUAUGACGUGA